GGUGAGGAGUGGUGGUAGGUGACGUCCAAUACUAUGUGAUACUGGGAGGACUGACUGGCUCAGCUUCCCAUUCAAUUGGCUCCCCUGUCUUCCUCUCCUAGCGCCCCUCUCUCUCUCUCUCUCGGCUGCUCUGUUCUUCUCUUCAAGGGGUGCACUGAGAUCACAGCAAGAUGGUGAAGGCGGUCGUUGUCCUUAGCAGCAGUGAGGGUGUCAAGGGAACUAUCCACUUUACCCAGGAGGGAAAUGGACCAACCACAGUGACCGGAAAUAUUUCUGGCCUUAAGCCUGGACUCCACGGUUUCCAUGUCCAUGCUCUCGGGGACACCACAAAUGGGUGCAUGUCUACUGGACCACAUUUCAAUCCUGCUGGGAAGGAGCACGGUGCCCCCGAAGAUGAAAAUCGUCAUGCUGGUGAUCUGGGCAAUGUCAAUGUCGGGGAAAAUGGUACUGUUAGUUUCACAAUUGUUGACAGCCAGAUCCCUCUUACUGGUCCGAAUUCAAUUGUUGGAAGGGCUGUUGUUGUCCACGGAGAUCCUGAUGACCUUGGCAAGGGUGGACAUGAACUUAGCAAGACAACUGGGAAUGCUGGGGGCAGAGUGGCUUGUGGUGUGAUUGGUCUUCAGGGAUAAGCUCUCACAGAAACUUCAUUACAAGCAGCUGAUGCGUAUUGAGUCAAGUUUUAAGGGCUGGCAUCUUCUGAAUAAAGAUUGUACUGUUACAUCAUCUCUCUUCUUUUUCCAUCUGCUUGUAUGCAUUAAGUACAUGCGUGCCCUGUAUUGCUUUAUUUUGACGCAAACCAUUGCCUACAGACAAUACAGUUUUAAUGGCCAUUUCCUAUUCAGCACAAAUGUGAAUCUGAGUUUCUACGGAUGUUAAGAAAUGAUACAUAUGGUUUGCAUGGAGUGGAAAA
Messenger RNA from Punica granatum (pomegranate), 910 nucleotides. The record is from RefSeq and is a predicted model, not a curated record. Lineage: Eukaryota; Viridiplantae; Streptophyta; Magnoliopsida; Myrtales; Lythraceae.